AUGUUGAUAUUUGAAAUCGCAUUCUACUUCAGAUUCGAUAGCAGCAGUGAUAAAGCAAUGUCGAAACGACUUGAUGUUCUUAUUUUUGGUGCCACCGGUUUUACGGGUCAAUAUAUCGUCGAAGAAAUGGCAAGAAAAGCGAAACAGUUCGGAUUUAAAUGGGGCGUAGCCGGACGUACAGUUGACAAAUUACACCAAAGUCUUGAAGACGCUUCAACUGUUACAGGAAUUGAAAAUUUGGUAUCAAAUAUCGAUACGAUUAUUGCAAAUGUUACAAAUCAACAAUCGUUAGUUGAUAUGUGUGGUCGCACGAAAGUUUUGCUCAAUUGUGUUGGACCAUAUCGUCAUUAUGGCGAACCUGUAGUACAAGCUUGUCUUCAAGCACGUACGCAUUAUAUUGAUAUAUGUGGUGAACCGCAAUUUCUUGAAACAACUCAAUUGCAAUAUGAUGGUCAGGCUAAAGAAAAUGAAAUAGCAAUUGUUGGUAGUUGUGGUUUUGAUUCGCUUGUUGCUGAUCUUGGCGUUGAAAUGAUUCGACAAGAAUGUGAAACAAAGAAUAUUGAUAUUGCAUUGAUUGAAAGUUUUUUCGUCAUAAACUAUUCAAUGUCACCAGUGAGUCGUGGUCUGAUUCACUUUGCAACAUGGGAAUCAGCUGUUUAUGGCUUAUCUCAGGCCUACCAAUUACAAUCAAUUCGUCGAAAACUAUUUCCACAAAAAUUACCAUAUGCAAAUUAUAAAAUGAAAAGUAAAUCAUUUACAAAAACAACCGUUAAUGGAAAAUCAUUUUGGAGUAUACCAUUUAUUGGUAGUGAUAAAUCUGUUGUGCAACGUUCGCAAUACUUUAAUUACACAGUGUUAAAUAAAAAACCGAUUCGUUUUCUACCGUAUUUUCAAUUGUCUUCCUUCGCUGCCGUUGUUAAAGUUAUAUUAUAUGGUUUAAUUUUUUCAUUAUUUACGAAAUUUAAACUUGGCAUGAGAUUAUUACUUAAAUUUCCACGUUUUUUUUCUGGUGGUUUAGUUACUAAAGAAGGGCCAACACGACAUGACUGUGAACAAACUUCAUUUAAUAUGACUUUUGUAACUCAUACGGAAAACAAACAAAAACUAAUUCAUGAAUUCGCAGGCAUCGAUCCAGGAUAUAUUGGAACAUCAAAAUUAUCAAUUGCUUGUGCAAUUAUGUUACUUCAAGAAAAUGAUCGUUUACCCGCCAAAGGUGGCGUUUUUACACCAGCAUCAGCAUUUGGCCGUACAAGUCUGAUGAAUUUUUUGGAAAAAGAAGGAUUUUCAUUUACAAAAAAAUAG
Molecule: messenger RNA, 1302 nt
Organism: Rotaria socialis
Lineage: Eukaryota; Metazoa; Rotifera; Eurotatoria; Philodinida; Philodinidae
Source: the annotation of a GenBank genome assembly